GAGAGAGAACUUCGUGGAGAUGUUCUUGGGCAUGUUAAGUGAACAACUGGAAAUGCUUUCUGGAGCAAUGGGAAAGGGAGUGGUAUCCCAGAGCUUUUUGUAGGGCAACAGUUUAGGGAUGGGUGUACCUGAACUUGUGGACUGUGUGAGUGUAUGUGUAUGUGUGAGGUAUCCUGGAACUGGGGAUUACCAGACCAUUGGCAUUUGGGAGGGGAGAGGGAGUGCUGGCCACAUAAAAAUUGCAGAUGCCCUGGUUCUAAUUCUGCAGGCUUUAUUCUGGGGUUCCAACCCCUGAAUUGGGAUUUACCUUGAUCACAUGCGUCCUCCCAUCUUUUUUUUUUAACCACUGCUUAGAAAUAAGGCAUCUUGGGCAGCUGCCUUUAUGUACCUACAGAUUUGUCUAAGCAAAAUCCUGUAAAUCUUGGGUUUAUUCCAUAGCUUAAAUUAGGCAUGAAUUUCCCAAUUGACUUACUGUGGGUUUUUUUUUUUUUUGUGUGAGGGGAAGCGAACAGGUGCCCUGAUACAUUUAAAACUGGUCAGUUUAUAGAAAAUAAUUAUAGUUUGACACAUGUUGAGUUAAAUUACCUAGUUUAUUCAAAGUACUGUGUUGUGGGAAAUAUCAGAGAAGAGCAAGACAGGCCCUUAUCCUCAAGGAACCUUGUCUAGCUGGGAAGAUGAAACAUAAACCUGUGAAAUAGGCAAGAACCACUAGCUUAUGACUUGGCUUUCACUGUUGUUCAACACUAUCAGACCUGAUGGGACCAGGCCGACCAAUUUCAACUUAUGUUCAUCUGACUUCGAGUGUCCAACCAGCUGGGAUGAGUGACGCCACAAGACUUCAGGCCCAGAACCAGUUGCAGUUUAAUAAGAAUGUUCCUACACAUCCAUGCAACCUGGCAAUCCGAUAUUCUUGCCCACAUGCAAUUCAAAUUGAAAAACUGAAGCACUCAUACAAUGAGUCAUACCACAGUAGAGAUUUGGAUUGUAGAGAUGGUCCUGACCUAAGCAGUUCUGUUUCAUUUUCUGUUGUAUCAGAAGAGAGACUUAGCUACGCUGUCCACUUAGCCAAAAGAGAUGUAAAACGACGACAAUUUGAAGAACAUAUUAAAGAAUACCACCUCAAAGGCCCACCCCAAAUCUCUCAGAAAAGUGGACACACUAAGCAUAAAAUUUCUGACCACAGGGUGGAAAGGAAGAAUUCAAAGAGUCAGAAAGGCUGUCAGUGCAGCCACCAGCCAUCCAAAGUUGAAGUUUCCAGAUCAGGUGCCAGGGUGUACUUGUACACAACUCAUCCAGGACACUCAGACCUUACUGUACCAAACUCACCACCCACCCAUGAUCCCGGACUUGAGUCACAUGCCAGUGUAGUUGACCACAAAAACCUGUUUGAACAGAAGAGUCUGCUAGAAGUUCAGCGCCUCCGGAAGAAGUUGAGCAGUUGUAUACUUAAAAUUGAAGAAAUAACCAAACGAGGUAAAAUUGAGGAAACUUUGGAUCCAGAUGAGGAACGGCGAAUUCAUGUGAGGAGGCGGGAGCAAGCUGUUCGAUCUGCCCGAAUGCUCUAUGUUCUCCAGCAACAGGUUAAAGAAAUCCAGGAAGAAUUAGAUAAAUUGACUCCACAGAAAAUUAAACACACUAAGAAGUCAUGGGCCAUGUCCAGGCUGGCAGCUGCCCAUCGAGGAGCCAUUCGAGCCUUACAGAUGUUUGUUACUCAGUUUACUGACCGGGGGGAGCAUCCAGUUCCUGCUCAGUGUAGGGAACUGGGCAGUCUCAUUCGCCAGCUCUCACUCUGUUCUGCCAAGCUGGAUGCCAGUUCUUCUGUCCCUGAAGUGGUUAUAGAGAUCCUGCAACAAAUUGAGGCUCUGGAAUCCCUUUUGGAAAAUAAGCUGCCAUCAAAAAAGGAGAAGAAAUCUUUCACUGAAAUUCGGAGCAGAUUUCCUGUUGGUAUCCACAAGACCUUAGAGAAAUGGCAGAACAGUACAUCACCAAAGACUGAGAGGAGGCCUGUUGUAGCAAAAGAGAUAUUUUCUCAGGAGACCAGACAACCAUCAGUGGCUAAGAACCUUCUUGCUGAUAAGAAUCAGUCUGAUGCAGCAUAUCCAGUGACCCAGAGUUCAGAAAAUGGACUUGAUAUAUUAGAUGUAGGUAUCCUUCCAGAAGAAGCUCCAUCUAUUCUGGACCAAAAUGCAAGUUUCAAAGAAGUAGUAUCAGCCCUGACAAAAACAGGAACAGUGAAUAAGAAACCAGGGGCUGGAGAUGUGGCAUCCAGGAAGAAAGAUACUCUGGCACCAGCAAGACUACAGCAAGGACUCCACAAAGGUGAUAAAAGUAGACCGACCCAGCCUCACAGCAAAAGCAGGUUACAGCGGACAACAGUUUCAUCUAGAUUAAAAAUGACUCAGCAGCCAAUGAAAGACCAUAGGGCUCCUUGGAUACCUCCAAACCCCACCUCACCACCAGCGUCUCCUAAGUGUGCUGCUUGGCUAAAGGUAAAACCUAGCCCCAAAGAUGCCACAAAAGAACAGUCUCUCCAGCAAGUAGAUACUGAAGAGCAAAGUCAGCUGUUCAAAGGUGCUGUUGAACACGAAGCAGCCAGACUUGCAUGGCUUGAUGCUGAAACUUCUAAAAGAUUGAAAGAGCUGGAAGAACUAAAAGCUGAAGAAAUGGACAGAAUACAAAAACGCAGACUCAGUUGGCUUGAUGCUGAAAAUUCUAGAAGAUCAAAAAAAUUGAAUGAACUCAAAACUGAAGAAAUGGAUAGACUUCAGAAAUUGAGUGUUUCUACCACCCAGUUAGCAGACAAGGUAGAAAAGGCAGUUCUGGAACGUUUAAAGCCUCUCCUGGCCAAGGCCCAGAGAGUCAAUUCUUCGCUGGAAAUUGAGAAGCCGCCGGUAGAUACAGCAAGAGCCCAGCCUGCAGAGAAGGCAAUGGCUAUUGAGUCUAAAUCCACCAACAUUCAUCAGCUGGAUGAUGAUUUUUUGGAAGAUACUGCUCAUGAACUCUGGGCCAUGACUCACUCUAAGAUCUUGGAGCCUGAAGCUUUAGCCACCCUGAGGGACAGUUCAUACCUGGAAACCAUGAUGCUCCGAAUGGAGGAAAUGGAAAAAUACCAGGAAUCAGUUCGCCAGAGAUACAAUAAAAUUGGGUAUGCUGAUUCUCAUCUAUGGCUGCAGGAAGAAAAAAAUGACCAAAAAGUCCCAGCCAUAAGUGAAAGCCCCCUGCCUCCUCAUCCAAUCAAAAUCACAAAGACAGCAACUCACAAAAACCCAGAUGCGAACAUCGUGUUAGAAAGGCCCUGGAAUGGCAAUUCCUUGGAUGAAAGUAUGGGAACAGAGGAGAGGUCGGAGAAAAGAGAGGCUCCCCUUCUCUCCCUUGCAGAAGAUUCUCAGCAGAAAGCAGGUCAAGCCGCCCUCUUUAUCCCCCUGAGCAUGCGGCACAGCAUUGGUGACUACUGUAGCCGUUUUGAGCAGUACCUCCGGAUGGUAUCUCACGAGGCUGUGGGCUCCUUCAACCCGUGGUUGAUAGCUGAAAGCUUUUCAGAAGAGCUGGUAGAUGAGGCUCUGGGGGCUGUGGCUGCUGAACUUCAGGAUGUGUGUGAAGACUAUGCAGAAGCCGUGUUCACCUCGGAAUUCUUAGAGGCUGCUCCAUAGCAGCUCUCCAAGACAGGGCCCAUCAUGGCACGCCAGAGGAGGGACAGCAUCACUUUGUGUCUUAGCUCAUAGGAAGUGCUUUUCCUCAGCUCUCCAUCAGACCCCGAAGAAGCUGCCAUCUGAAAGGAAGGAAGGAAAUGCCAGUGAGGUCACCCUCGCUCUGCAUUUUCUCAUUCUCUAGCAGUGGUUCUGGUAGUUUCUGUUGGACCAUGUUCUGUUUAUCAGUGCCCUGGAAAUGUGAACUGAUUAUGACAAUAUAUUUUCUGACUGUAUCAUUUUCACUAUUGAAAUAAUAUGCUCAUUCCCACCGACUGAUCGGGAUGUUUUGAGAAGUAUAUUUCACACAGGGAUUCAACUUGCUGAAUGUGCAGGUGGCAUUGCUGCAAAAGCCAAACGCAUUGCCGUUGCUCUCUUGUCCUGCUACCUGGGUGGUGUUUCCAUCUGUGGCGAUUUCCUAGCAGGAUACCUGUCCCUACAGGGUUGCGGACGUGUUGAACACAGGUCGGUUAUGCUGCCACACCUCUGCUUUGUUGCAGCUUAUCAAAAAUAGAGACCAGGUUGCCAGUGCCCAGUAGUGCUUACUCAUCUCUAAUGUUUAGGCCUUAGAUGCCUUUUCAUAUUUUCAGCUCCUCAAAAACUUAAUGCUGUGGUUUGUCAUAUUCUGACAUUAAAAAAACAAACAAACAAACUUUGUCUGAAUUCAGAGGAAUGUUGAGGGCUUCAGGAGAAGCCAGGCCUCUCUUAUCUCUGGUUGGAGGUAUUGAGCUCACCUGUCCUUGAUGUGGUUAGGAGUUUCUAGGGUUCCUGACCACAGAGAAGCCUUGUGUUUUCCAGAGAGAACAACCUUGAUGGUGUGAAGACACCCAGUGAAAGAAAACUGAAGAAUCUUAAUAGCUUGGUCUUCAAAUACCUUACAAGUCAUAAUCUACUAAGAGCAAAGCCUCUUGUAAAGGGUUCAGGAACUGUGAAUCAAAGAAAUAUACAUUAAACAUAAGCCCACUGCCUGGAGAAAGUUCCCAUCUAUCUUUUUGCCAGAGGCUAGGUGAAAUGUGAAGAGUGAGCGAGCAAUGUGAGACACACGCCAUGGAAUAAUGUGAAUCUUUUUUUUUUUUUUUUUUUUUUUAAACUUGGAUGGUGGAUGUGGUAUAUAGAGCAUUACCUUGCAAUUUUAUGUGAAUCUUUUUAGAACACGUAUAUAGUGUGUCUUCUGGGCAUUUUCUCUGAAGUACAAGUAUUUCAGGUGAUAAUUUACACUGCUCCAUCACACUCCUUUGUGCAAAAUUGAUUUUCAUUACAUGUUACUGUUUUACUGCUUUUUGUAUUGCCUCAGAAUUAAAGACUUCACAGGAAAUUGGGAGUUUUUAAUUCAGUAUGUUGUUACAUGUAUAUACUUGAAUUUAUUGGAGUUGGUGUCAUUAAUAGCUAAAGGGAAUUUCUGUGACAGUUUUUAUAGUUUUCUGUGAUGGUUUUUAAAAUAAAUUCAUUAUUUUAAAGGA
This is a messenger RNA of Erinaceus europaeus (western European hedgehog), 5146 nucleotides long. RefSeq names its product KIAA0753 ortholog. The transcript has 19 exons. Gene Ontology annotation, cellular component: centriolar satellite. The coding region runs from base 756 to 3650 and encodes 964 amino acids. Gene Ontology annotation, biological process: centriole replication; protein localization to centrosome. NCBI's taxonomy places the organism in Eukaryota, Metazoa, Chordata, Mammalia, Eulipotyphla, Erinaceidae. The record is from RefSeq and is a predicted model, not a curated record.